Messenger RNA from Cyprinus carpio (common carp), 3929 nucleotides. Its product is annotated as NACHT, LRR and PYD domains-containing protein 3-like. Gene Ontology annotation, molecular function: protein binding. Lineage: Eukaryota; Metazoa; Chordata; Actinopteri; Cypriniformes; Cyprinidae. The record is from RefSeq and is a predicted model, not a curated record. The transcript has 9 exons. The coding region runs from base 118 to 3549 and encodes 1143 amino acids.
AGGUGUGAUGUGUCGUCACCUCAGCUGAACAAACCGAAAGCGAAAGACUGAUCAAACUCCAACUAAAGUCUUCAGGAACUGAAAUUUUAAUAGAGACAUAAGAAGACUGGCUCUAAAAUGAGUCUCUGUGAUGAGAGAGAGGAGGAGGAUGUUGAUCACUAUCAGAACCAGAGAGGAGCACCUCCAGAGCCCAGCUGUGUGAGUGAUGCAUCCAUGGGACAACCCAUUUAUUUCAGUAAAGGAACAGGGACCUUCACCAUCAGUGUCAAUGGAAGAAAGAGAAAAAGAACAGCAUGUCCAGAGCCCAUAUAUCAGCCUCCUGAUCUAAGUGAUGGACCAAUGACCUUUAAACCCAGAAAAAAGAGAAAAAGAGCAGCAUCUUCAGAGCCCAGCUGUGUGUCUUUGGAGAGUGCCAGGUCAAUAAAUCAGCCUCCAAAUCUACGUGAAGGAUCAGUGACCUUUAAACCCAGAGGUGAUCAGACUGGAGACCUGCAGAAGGAAUCUCACCAAUCAGUACAUGAUAAACUACAGAGAGUCAAAAACCAACUCAAAACCAGCAUGAAGAACAAGUAUGAGAGAUUAUGUGAGGGAGUCAAACUACAAGAGAAUCAAACCUUCCUGAACAUGAUCUACACACAGCUCUACAUUAUAGAGGGAGAGAGUGAAGGAGUGAAUGAAGAACAUGAGAUUUUACAGAUGGACAAAAAAGCCAGACCACAACCAUGCUCACAAGACACUCCAAUCUACUGCAAUGACAUCUUUAAACCAUCACCUGAACCAGGAUGUAAGGAGAAAGACCAAAUCAAGAUUGUUCUAACUAAAGGCAUCGCUGGAAUUGGAAAAACCGUCUCUGUGCAGAAGUUCAUUCUGGACUGGGCUGAGGGAAAAGCCAAUCAGGAUGUGGAUUUCGUUUUUGUGCUACCAUUUCGAGAGUUGAACUUGAUCCGAGAUCAUCAGUACAGUCUUCACAGACUUCUGCUGGACUUUCAUCCUGAACUUCAAGAUCUGGACUCCAAGAUUUAUGAGGAGUGUAAAGUUGUGUUCAUCUUUGAUGGUCUGGAUGAAAGCAGAAUCACACUGAUGUUUUCAGACAGUGAGAAAGUUUCUGAUGUGUCUGAGACUUCAUCGUUGGGUGUGUUGAUGUCAAACCUGAUGAAAGGAAAGUUGCUUCCCUCUGCUCUCAUCUGGAUCACCUCCAGACCAGCAGCAGCCAGUCAGAUCCCCUCCAAAUACAUCAACCGUCUGACUGAAAUUCAGGGAUUCAAUGAGCCUCAGAAGGAGGAAUAUUUCAGGAAGAGAAUCAGUGACCAGCAUCAAGCCAGCAGAAUCAUCUCACACAUCAAAAGAGCAAGAAGCCUCCACAUUAUGUGCCACAUCCCUGUAUUCUGCUGGAUCUCAUCCACUGUGCUUCAGAAGCUCCUGAAAGAAGAUCUGAGUGCAGAAAUCCCUCAAACUCUGACUGAAAUGUACAUCCACUUCCUACUCACUCAGAUAAACAUGAGGAAUCAGAAGUAUGAAGAGAGAGAUCCAGGGCAACUAGUGCAGUCCAACAGAGAAAUUAUUGUGAAACUUGCUGAACUGGCUUUCAAACAGCUGAUGAAGGGCAAUGUGAUGUUCUAUGAGGAGGACCUGAGAGAGAGCGGCAUAGAUGUCACUGAUGCCUCUGUGUAUUCUGGGAUUUGCACUGAGAUCUUUAAAGAGGAAUCUGUGUUUCAUCAGAGGAAAGUCUACUGUUUCAUACAUCUGAGCUUUCAGGAGUUUCUGGCUGCAUUCUAUGUGUUUUACUCCCAUCUGUUGAACAACAUGGAGCCACUGAAGUUGUUUCUGAAUGAUAAACAUAAGACACACACAUCUGAAAAAAGGCCUUUGUGUGAGCUGCUAAUGUCAGCAGUUAAAAUAACUCUUCAGAGUAAAAAUGGACACCUGGAUCUUUUUCUGCGGUUCCUGCUGGGGGUCUCACUGGGGUCCAAUCAGAGAGUCUUACAGGCCCUUUUGACAUGCACAGAGAAUAGCUCAAAAACAAUCAGAAAAAUUAAAAUUAAAAUUAAACACAAAAUCAAGGGAAAUAAUCGUCUCUCAGCUGAACAAUCUAUCAGUCUGUUCCUUUGUCUGCUGGAAGUUAAAGAUCAGAGUCUUUACAGAGAGAUUCAGCAUUUUGUGAAAUCAGACAAACACUCGGAGAAGAAACUCACUCCUAAUCACUGUUCAGCAAUCGCCUACAUGCUUCAGAUGUCAGAGGAGGUGCUGGAUGAGUUUGACCUCAUCAAAUAUAAUACAUCAUCUGAGGGAAGACGGAGACUGUUACCAGCUGUGAGAAACUACAGAAAAGCUCUACUUGCUGGAUGUGGUCUCUCUGAUCAACACUGUGAAAGUUUGUCUUCAGCUCUACAAUCAUCAGACUCCCAUCUGAGAGAGCUGGACCUGAGUAACAACGAUAUGCAGGAUUCAAAAGUGAAGCUGCUCUCUGUUGCACUGAAGAGUUCACACUGUCAAGUGAACAUACUGAGAUUGGUCAGCUGUAAUCUCACUGAUCAGUGCUGUAAAAGUUUGUCUUCAGCUCUAAAAUCAUCAAAAGCCCACUUGAGAGAGCUGGACCUGAGUAACAAUGACCUGCUGGAUUCAGGAGUGAAACUGCUUUCUGCUGGACUGACAAGUUUAAACUGUCAGCUGAACAUACUGAGAUUGUCUGGCUGUAUGGUGACAGAGAAAGGCUGUUGUUAUGUGUCUUCAGCUCUGAGAUCAAACCCCUCACACCUGAGAGAGCUGGAUCUGAGAUACAAUCACCCAGGAGAUUCAGGGGUCAAGCUGCUCUCUAAAAAACUGGAAGAUCCACACUGCUCACUGGACAAACUCAAUGUGGAUCAUGGAGGAGAGUGCAGGAUUACAGCAGGUCUACGUAAAUGUAAGUCUGCAAAAUGGACACCUUUAUUGACUGGAGUUGUGUUGUGUUCUAAAUGUUCUCUCUUGUGUUCAGAUGCCUGUUUUCUCACACUGGAUCCAAACACAGCAAACACUUGUCUCACUCUCUCUGAGGGGAACAGAAAGGUGACGCGUGUGGAUGAGGAACAGUCAUUUCUUGAUCAUCCAGAAAGAUUUGAUGUAUGUCAUCAGGUUCUUUCUAGAGAGAGUCUGUCUGGACGCUGUUACUGGGAGGCUGAAUGGAGGGGAUAUUCUGUUAUGUCUGUGACAUAUAAAGGAAUCAGCAGGAAAGGAAAGAGUCAUGACUGUUGGUUUGGACGAAAUAAAAACUCCUGGAGUCUGAUCUGCUCUGAUAAUGGAUUCAUUGCCCGUCACAAUAAUAAUUCUACUGACAUACAUGUCCCCUUACGUUCCUCUCGGAUAGUAGGUGUAUAUUUGGACUGGUUGGCUGGCAGUUUGUCCUUCUACAGCGUCUCUAACACACACACACUCACACAUUUACACACAUUCACUUCCACAUUCACUGAAUCUCUGUAUGCUGGAUUUGGAGUUUAUGGUUUCUCAGUGUGUUUGCGUAAGAUUGAAAAGCCUGUGACCAACAAACGAUGCGUCACAUACACAUGUAAAUGAAAAAUUCUUAUGUGUCUGCGGGAUGUGCUAGAACAAACCUCAUUGGUUCUCAUGUGUCACGCACAGACACAAACACUUCUGUGUUUUAAUCAAUAUUUAUUAUGGCUAAAUUAAGUUUCUCCAUUCUAACGUGAACAUGUCACUUCAGAAGACUUGGAUUAAAAUGCUUGCUUCAUAUGGAUACAUUUUUUUGGACCUUUUUGGAUCUUGAAUGUUUUGUUUAUCUGAACUGUCAGUAAAGGGACAGAAAUCUCAGGUUUCAUUAAAAAUAUCCCAGUUUGCUUUUCAUAAUAAACAAAAGUUCUUUGGAACAACAUGAGGAAUAGUAAAUAACAGAAUUGUCAUUUUUUGUUGAAAAAUACUUUAAAGAAUUUAUAAGA